AUGGACUACCUCCGCAGAAUCAUGCCUUCUUGGCAGUACAAACGCCUAGAACCAUCAUCCCCGAGUUCCGACCCGGAGAGCCUAGAAAAGUCCCCCGGGUCAUCGCGGUGCUGGGGCAUGUUUGCCAAGAAACUACUUCGGCUGCCUGUCCGAACCAUGACAAUUCUCAUUGCGGUCAUCCUUCUCGUUCCCGGAUUAUUAUGUUUCACUUCACUAAAGGGACGCUCGUUCUUUUUAAAUGGCGAUGUAGUUGCUGGUAGCACCAAACCAGUUAUGAACCAUCUCGUCGCCAAGGACCGUCGUCUAGCAAUCGUUCUUCCCGCCAAUAACCCUGCCCACGAUCUCUGCAAAGUCGUCACCAGCGCUAUCGCUCUGGGCUAUCCUAGUCCUGUAAUUGUCAACUGGGGCAAGAAAUUUGAUCCGUCGAAAGGAUGGAAGGGCGGUUCUCACCUUGCGAAAAUCACCGGAACCCUGGAGUAUCUUGACCUCGCUACCAAGUCUGACACACCCAAGGAGAACAGACUCGAGGAGAAUGAUAUCGUUGUCUUGACUGAUUCUUAUGACUGUUGGUUUCAGCUUCCUCCUGAUGUUCUGCUCAAGAGAUAUCACGAAGCGAAUACACAAGCGAAUCGUCGUCUUGCAGCUGAAUGGAAAGGCCGUGGUGAUCUUCCUUUCGAACAAACAAUCAUCGUCUCCGCACAAAAGAAAUGCUUCCCUCCUUCAUCCUCAGGAUCGGUUCUUCACUGUGAUGAACUUCCUGAGAGUCCCGUCCGCAAAGAUCUAUACGGCCCCAAGACAGACCGCGACCCAAACAAGUUCCAUGAAGUUCGACCCAAGUUUCUCAACAGCGGUAGCAUGAUUGGUCCAGUGGGUGAUAUGCGUCGAUACUUCCGUCGUGUACAGGAGCGUAUGCAGCGCGGUCUCAUCAAUGGCAAGGAUCUUUACAGCGACCAGGGAGUUUUCGGAGAAAUCUUUGCCGAGCAGGAGAUUUGGAGACGAUCGCUUCGCGCACAUACCGGCGUUACUCAAGACAGGGACUUCAAGGACCUUCACAAGGAAUUCGAGUACCACGUCGGCUUGGACUAUACUCAGCAACUUUUCAUCCCCACGGUAUUCGAAGAACAGGACGGAGAAAUUAUCACCCUCAACGAUAAAACAGCCAUCGCUGAAAAGUCCAAGUCUCUCAAAAUAUCGCCUCGUCUCCAAGGAGUUCCAGACGAUAUCUCCAAGUCCAAAAACCCCCUCUCCGAUAUUUCAGCCCGCGAUUUGGAUAUUGUGGAAGACUGGGGCGAAAUGCCUCUCUACGCAGAUUUUUACUCGAAAGCAAUCCCCGUAGUGGUCCAUCACAACGCUCACAAAGACGGCGCCAAGAAACGACGAUACCUCUGGUGGGAUAAGAUCUGGUACUUUCCCUACCUGCGCGAACUACUCGAGAACCAACUCAAAGAAGUUAAAGCUUCGUCCCUACUUGAAAUUAUCGUCAAGGGUGAACGGUUGAUAUACUGGGAGUCGAGGACCAAAAAGCCCAUGAAGAAGCCGCAGACGUUUGCAGUUGAUAGCAAUGGGACGGCGACCUGGGAGAGACAUGAGUUUACGGAUGUUUGUAAGAGUAAAUAUGAUGAGGAUGAGGCGAAGGAGAGGUGGUACGAUGAGGUUUUUAGAGAUGGGAAAGGGGAAUUGUGA
Messenger RNA from Fusarium coffeatum, 1683 nucleotides. RefSeq lists its product as uncharacterized. The record is from RefSeq and is a predicted model, not a curated record. The transcript has 2 exons. Bases 1 to 1683 code for a protein of 560 amino acids. Lineage: Eukaryota; Fungi; Ascomycota; Sordariomycetes; Hypocreales; Nectriaceae.